Xiphophorus hellerii (green swordtail) is the source of this 2286-nucleotide messenger RNA. Its product is annotated as interleukin-1 receptor-like 1. The coding region runs from base 27 to 2021 and encodes 664 amino acids. The record is from RefSeq and is a predicted model, not a curated record. Gene Ontology annotation, molecular function: protein binding. The transcript is spliced from 13 exons. Gene Ontology annotation, biological process: signal transduction. Lineage: Eukaryota; Metazoa; Chordata; Actinopteri; Cyprinodontiformes; Poeciliidae.
UUUCCUGCGGCGAGUCGGAAGCGUGAAUGCGCAUGCGCGUUCAUUUCCGUUACUUCGGGGGGUUUUUUCUACCGAAGGGAAGGUUGAUAAAAGGUCAGAGCUCACAGCACACCUUUCUCAGAAGUGGAUCAACGUGGGAGGUCGAGCUAAUGGACGUCUCCAGGCUUCUGCUGUCCGUCGUCAUGGUGAUGUCCACGUCUGAUGGGACACCAGUGGGCCACCAAACGUGUGAACCGAGCAAAUUCCAGUGUGACGCAGGUCCCUGUAUACCGCUGCAAUGGAAGUGUGACGGUUAUAAUGACUGUCAGGAUUACUCGGAUGAAGAUCCUCGCUAUUGUGAAGCGUCAAAUUCUUCCUGCUUUCACCUGGAGCAGGAUAGAUAUAAAGUUAUUGAAGGUGAAGCAUUUCAUUACGUGCCCUACGACAUGGAUGACCCCAAUCUGCCUGAUGCAAACAUUACUUGGUACAAAAAUGCGUCCGAGAUGAAGAAUAUUACUGAGAUUGUGAAUAUCACCAAUAUUGUAAAUACUGCCAAGAUUAUGAGUGUUACCAAGAUUAUGAAAAUCACCACAAACAAGACACACAGGAUUCAUUACCAUGGAGGAGAGCUGUUCUUCUUAAACAUCAGCGCUAAUGAUGCUGGUCACUAUUUUGCCAGGCACAUUGAGUCAUCAGAUGAAUGUUUCUACUAUCAUCUGAAGAUCGAGGUCUUCGAUGAAACAAGUCGAGAGAAUCUGACCUAUGGAUCUAUCCGAAACUCUGACCAGAACAAAAACAUUCCUUGUCCGCAGCCUGUUAAAGACACAUGCAAAACAUUUAACGGGAACUUCACCUGGUUCAAGGGCAAGAAUCUCAUUCCUGGUCAACACAAAGAAAGCCUGUGGGUAAAUGAUGCAACAAAAGACGAUGAGGACAUCUACACCUGCAUAUGUACCUGGACUCACAACCACAAGGUGUACAACUCUUCUGGUUCCAGGAGACUUUUUGCUCUAGACACACCCAACUUUCCAAAUGCAACAAUUGUCUCUCCAUCCAGCAAGGAGCAGUUGGCUGAUGAAGGCUCCAGCGUGAAGCUGAACUGCACUGUUUACUGUGGGAUUAAUGCAGAAAGGGACUGUGAGGCCACAUGGUUUAUUAAUGGAAACCCAGCAAAGCAGAUGGACGGAUACAACGAAACCACCGCGUUAGAGGUCGAGGAUCCUUCAAAGAGAACCUUCGCCACAGCGACCCUGACCAUCCAAAGGGCUUCAGCCAAAGAUUUCCAGCAUGAGUUUAAGUGUGAGGGCUCAGGAUUUUAUACAGUAACCUCUGCAACUUUAACUCUGAGGCAAAGAGAGUCCAUCAUUCCCCUCGUCAUUUCAGGGACGUGUGUGUUGCUGAUUGCUGUGUUCGCCGCUGUGCUGGUGAAAUAUUUUGCCAUUGACCUCGCUCUGUUGUUCAGGCCCUACUUCCCUCCAGGAAGAUGCAAUAAAGAUAUGAAGAUGUACGAUGCCUACGUUGUUUACCAGACACAGAGCUUAGACAAGGAGACAGAAGACAAACUGUCCAACUUUGUCACAAAGACUCUGCCCUCGGUUCUUGAAGACAAGUGUGGAUAUCGACUCUUCAUCCAGGGAAGAGACGACAUACCGGGGGAAGAUCGUGUGGAGCUGGUGGAGAGCUGCAUUAAGCAGAGCAGGAGGCUGAUGGUCAUCCUGACACCAGGAUCCGGACCUGAGAUGAUGGAAAAUCCCACCUCAGACCAAACCUCAGUGAUUGGAUUUGACUGGCAGGUCGGGCUUCACUACGCGCUGCUGCAGAAUGGUAUGGGCGUGAUUCUGAUCCAGCUCGGAGAGAUGGGGCCACGAGAUUAUGCUCACCUCCCUCCAGGCCUGCAGCACCUGAUCCGUCAGAGCGCCCCCAUCAGGUGGCCGAAGGGCUCACGGACAGCCUCCAAGUGUAACUCGCCCUUCUGGAAGAGAGUGAGAUACCUGAUGCCAGCCAGACCCGCCAGAAAACGAGAUUCGUCUGCUGUCAUCUAAAACCGCUGAGCUUUGAAAUGUGAAUAUGGAAAAUUAAACUGAAAUGACGGACAAAUUCUCUACAAUGAAUAAAGAUGAAGGAUUUAUUAGGAGUCCUUCAUCUUCAUCUGCUCCACCUACUCCUUAGGUGGAGCAGAAACCUAAGGUGGAGGUUUCUACUAUACCUUAUCUCUUCAAAUGUAAGAUGUAUUUCAGAAUAUCUGCUAUAGUUCAUCUGCAAGUAGAAUAUCUUGUGUGAUAGAUUAAAGCUCUUCUGUUACCUUCA